Molecule: messenger RNA, 867 nt
Organism: Pocillopora verrucosa
Lineage: Eukaryota; Metazoa; Cnidaria; Anthozoa; Scleractinia; Pocilloporidae
Source: RefSeq, a predicted model, not a curated record
AUGCAGGGUUACAAAAUUCCCUUCUUCCAACUUCCCACACCUUUUGCUAAGAGAAACAAUGCUUCUGCUCGUGAGAAUAGUGAUUUUGUUUCGCAAGCUGUCAACGAUUUACUUCGUUUGGACCUAAUUGAAGAACUUGCUUGUAAGCCCAACAUCAUUAACCCACUUUCGGUUUCUAUCCGUAGUUCGGGAAAGCAAAGGCUUAUUUUGGAUCUUCGACAUGUCAACCAGUUUUUAUACAAGCAGAAGUUUAAAUGCGAAGAUCUGGGCGUAGCUAGCCAGUUAUUUGAUCGUAAUUAUUACUUGUUUAAAUUUGACCUUAAGUCUGGUUAUCACCACAUUGAAAUUUUCCCGGACCACAGAAAAUUUCUCGCUUUUGAGUGGGAUUUUGGGAACGGGGUUUCAAGAUAUUUUCAGUUCUAUGUGCUCCCUUUCGGGCUCUCUUCAGCUCCGUAUAUUUUCACAUCAAUUUUGAAGCCAUUACAGAAAUCUUGGAGGAGCCAGGGCAUCCCUAUAGCUAUUUUCCUUUACGACGUUUUAGGAGGGGGAACAGAUUUUGUUUCUGCUAAAGUUAACAGUUUAGUCAUCCAUUCAGAUUUGCUCAAGUCUGGAUUUGUUCCUAAUGAGGAAAAGUCCCUUUGGGAGCCUGUCCAAGUUAUCACCUGGUUGGGUGUAGUUCUCGACAUCAUUGAUGGGACUAUAAAAGCAACCGAAGAGCGCAUUGAAAAGUUAAACGCUGGCCUUGUUGAGCUAUUGUCUUGUCAACCUCUCCGGAAAGUGCACUUGAAAAGAGUCGCUAGCGUAACGGGUCAAAUAAUUUCCCUCUCUCUCUCCCUGUGUGGGUUCCGUUGCCCGUAUUAUGACUAG